UAAUUACUCGGAGAUGAACGCUUUAUCUUAAUUCUCCCAAGUCCAAACUGACGCAUACACAGCACACUUAGAUCCAAAACGCCUAUCUGCAAGUUAACCCCUCGUGUUGUCCUAUAUAAGCACGUCAAUUCCUCUACAACUUCACCAAAUCAACUGAGCUCACAGUCACAUAUGCAACAGAUGAGCAUGUCUCCUUCCGUCUGCCUCGCCAUCUUGUUACUUGCACUGGCCUCGCCGUCGCCGGCAUCAGCCAACAUCCCCAGCACUAGCAACAAUGGCGUCGCCGUCGUGACCCCUAGCGUGCCCACGGCGACCCAGUUCCUGCAGUCGCACAACGACGCGCGCCGCGAUGUCGGCGUGGCACCCCUGACGUGGAACUCGACGCUGGAGCAGGACGCCCAGCGGUACGCGGACCGGCUCAGCAUCGGCUGCAAGCUGGAGCCACUAGACAUCGAGCUGAUCUACCUGCAGAACACCUACAACGGCAGCGGUUACCAAGAUGGCGCCGCCGUCACCGCCUCGUGGGUGAACGGGCGGCGGUGGUACGACUACCGCGCUAACGCAUGCGCGCCCGGCCACGAAUGCGGGGCCUACAAGCUGGUGGUGUGCAGCAGCGCGCAAGAGCUCGGCUGCGCCCGCCGCACCUGCCGGAGCAGCCCGGACACCGUGGCUGUUUGCAGCUACUUCCCUGACUGCGACUACAACGACCGGCCAUACUGA
This is a messenger RNA of Triticum aestivum (bread wheat), 720 nucleotides long. Its product is annotated as pathogenesis-related protein PRMS-like. Lineage: Eukaryota; Viridiplantae; Streptophyta; Magnoliopsida; Poales; Poaceae. Bases 172 to 720 code for a protein of 182 amino acids. The transcript has a single exon. The record is from RefSeq and is a predicted model, not a curated record.